Messenger RNA from Camellia sinensis, 1197 nucleotides. NCBI's taxonomy places the organism in Eukaryota, Viridiplantae, Streptophyta, Magnoliopsida, Ericales, Theaceae. The record is from RefSeq and is a predicted model, not a curated record.
AUGGCAAUAUCGGAGCAGAGGCAAACGGAGAUGCCAAUGCCGGAAGAUCGGAUAAGGGGUGUGGCACUUGACUACCCAGAGGCUGUUCGAUUGACUAACCCAGCCAAUUCACUCCUCAAAGGGGAGAUAAUCAAGUUGGAUUUCCGACAACCCAACAAGUGGACAGCUGGGGUGUCUCAUGCUUGUGGAUUGACACAGACUGGGAUUUUGAUUUGCAAAGGAAGCAAUUCAAGUGGACAGCUUGAUGUUCCUUCUCAUUUACCAUCGAAUUUGAAGGUUGACAUUGACUUUGAGAAGGAGCCGAUUGGAGUUGGGAAGGAUGGCAAGAAUGUCUAUUUCAAGGAUAUCUGGCCAUCUACUGAAGAAGUUGCAGAGGUUGUACAAUCCAGUGUAUUGCCAAACAUGCUCAAGAGUACUUACGAGUCUAUAACAAAGGGCAAUCCCAUGUGGAAUGACCUAUCAGUUCCAGCUUCUAAACUAUACUCAUGGGACCCCAAUUCUACCUACAUUCAUGAGCCACCAUAUUUCAAGAACAAGACCAUGGAUCCUCCUGGGCCCAGUGGAGUGAAGGAUGCUCACUGCUUGCUGAACUUUGGUGAUAGUAUUACAACGGAUCACAUUUCCCCAGCAGGAAGCAUUAACAAGGAUAGUCCUGCUGCAAAGUAUCUCCUUGAGCAUGGGGUGGAACGCAAGGACUUCAAUUCUUAUGGUAGCCGUCGUGGUAAUGAUGAAGUGAUGGCAAGAGGAACUUUUACAAAUAUCCGUAUUGUCAACACGCUAUUAAAUGGGGAAGUUGGCCCAAAGACACUUCAUGUUCCUACAGGGGAGAAACGUUAUGUGUUUGAUGCAGCAGCAAGGUACAAGGCUGCUGGACAGGAUACUAUUGUAUUGGCUGGAGCAGAGUAUGGAAGUGGAAGCUCUCGUGAUUGGGCUGCUAAAGGCCCAAUGUUGUUGGGAGUUAAAGCAAUGAUUGCAAAGAGUUUUGAGAGGAUACAUCGCAGUAAUUUGGUUGGGAUGGGUAUUGUUCCGCUUUGUUUCAAGCCUGGUGAAGAUGCAGACUCACUUGGCUUGACAGGUCAUGAGGGUUAUACCAUUGACCUUCCCAGUAAAAUUAACGAGAUAAGGCCUGGUCAAGAUGUUACUGUUAGGACUGACACUGGAAAAUCUUUCACCUGCACAGUUCGCUUUGACACCGAG